AUGGCGUCUUCCAGCACGCACUCGCAUUCACCGCGAGUGCCUGGAAGGCCUUCACCGCAAAUGCAGGCCAACAAUCCAAUGACGCCCGUUCACUCCCCACAUCACUCAGUGACCUCGUCAAUCUCUUCUCGAACUCCCAUCCACACCCUUACUAUACACGAAUACCGCAAGCAACAACAUACGCCCAACUCGCAAAAGGGGACACCAUCAGGCAAGACUCUUCGGAGGAAAGCUGCGGCGUCUGCCUUGAGCGAUAUCGAGCGCAUCCCUUCAGUGAUUCGUACAAAGCGAUUAGGCUCGGGCUCAUCGUUACACCCUCUGCACUUUUCGCAAUCCGCACAGCAACUCAAGCCAGGUCAAUUGCCUUUCGAACAGCAAGCGGUUCCCGAUCUUUCCUUCAGAUCGCAGUCAGCUGAACCUCGUGUGCAAGGCGGUAGCACAUCGAGUACUUUGACUGUCACCUUGUCUGGCAAGGUACGUCACUUCAACUCAAGAAAAAGGCUGCCGAGGCCGCCUGUGGCCACAGGUCCUGUAUCGUUUCCCCUCCCUCAUGCAAAUGUGAAAUCUUCGCACCCCCGGCGCUCUCCUACUGCUUUGAACUUCUCUACGGAGCUUUCACACGCGAGCGACGCGCAAUCUACGCCCACACCCUCGACAUUUUCUCUGUCCAGGUUCCCUCAACCGCCCCAAUUUGCCGACCCGUCAUUCUCUCCCCCGAGCGAUGAAAGGGAGGGCACACAUAUAAACACGCUUCGCUUCUCCACAACCGCGCCCGCAACACCACCUGCAACCCCGGCAACUCCAGCAAUUAUCCACUACCGCGGCGCUUCUUUCGACCUGGUCAACCCUCACGACUCACUACUACUCCACGAAAUUGUCACGCCUUCGAGAGAUUUCGAUUCGAGUGACUUUCUUCCAUUGCGGUCUUCUGAGGAGCCACUUUUGGUAUCUACAGAGAUGGCACCGAAGCGAGCCUUGUACGGCGAUCUCAACUCAGCGCAUGCUGGUAUCAUGAGACGCGCAGACGACUCUUUCAGCGGAUCAAUUCUCGACCUCCCGCUUCCCCCAACGCCGGCUGCGAUCAGUCCGAGCUCCUCUGCAUACACCUCCCCCAUCUACAGCCCGGAGUCCAUCAAUGCUCCUUCUCCAUUGUUGAUCACGAAGCCGACGAAUGAAACACGGUUUUCAUUGAGGCAUCUCACCCGUACCUUAACGAAGAAGCUAGGCAAAAGCCCCAUCGACACCAAUGGGGAGGAGUUGCAGGAUUUGCGCAACACCAGCGUGAGUCUCGCGUCGAUUGAUAUGGAUGGCGAGUAUCCACGACCACUUACUCAGAGUUACGUUGCCACGCCGCAGGCCUCGUACUUCCCGGCCAGUCAGGUAUCACCAAUCACACCUACCAGCCCUACAUCUCCCGAAGAGUCGGCUACAUUUUCAUCUCAGGAGCAUGAAGUCGAGUUUCCGCGAAAACAUUCGAUAAAACACUACGAUAUGGCGCCGUUGACAUCUAUGGUACCAGAUGCUCCCUCCACACAGAUGGGGCGGACAGACAACGCGCAAUUCUCCUUGUCUGAGGAAGGCACGCUUUCAAAGCCGUACUACGAUGAUCUCGAUUCCAUAUAUCCUAGCUCAUCAAUAUACACCGGGGAUGAUCAACGCAAGUCAAUUUAUCAGCAAAGCCUUGGCAGCAAUCGCCAGAGCAAUCCUUUCGACGCACGCUACAGUGGUAUUGAUGCAAGUGGCUUCGCGAAUGAGUAUAACCGCGAAAGCCUGUAUGGAUAUGAUAGCGCUCGUAUGGGUAGCCGUCAGAUGUCGAGGCCUCUCACGCAGGAUUUGUACCAUCGUUCCAUCGAUCCAGGAGAUGCAAAGGCCGACACCAUUAGCAAACUGAUUGACGAAUAUAACCCCGAAGAGAUGGUAGGCAAUUCUUCGUGCCUAAGUCACGAGCAAACUGCAAAUGUUUAUGAAAUGGGCAGUUCUCCGCCCGGUGACUCUGAUCGUCGUCAACCAUCGAGAGUCACUUCUGGUCUCAGUCAAUUCGAAUUUGAUCUGCGUCAGAAAGCACCACAGGCCUGUAAUCACGAAUUUGUCGGUCCUAUUCAACAUGUUCUUGCUAGGCGGCCUACAAUUACCCGAGAUCUCGGUUCACCUCCGCGAGAAGCGGCUCCUCUCGCGCCAGCCUUUGAAUAUGAAGAGGCAAUUUCGAAUCCUCCGCGUCCAGGAAUAUCUGAGAUUUUCUCCAACGGAUCAUCUUACUCAUAUGGAGACACCCGGAAUUUGCUACAGAUUCCACAGUCCCAGGCUUCUUUUCCACAGGCCCUCCACCAAAGUCUUGAGCCAUCAUCAUCAUACUCUCAGCCUGAGGUCAAGGCACUCGAGCCCUCAUCGUCUUACUCUCAGGCGGGGGGUCAGGCUACCCCACAGACUCCACAAGAAGCGCUCGAUCAAGCCGACCAAAUUUUCCAGGAUGUAGUCACCGAGCAUCAGCAAAGUAAUCCUACGAUUCCAGCGAUGUGGGUCAGACGUAGCUCAGGCAGUCUUCUUCUUAGUAAGAAGAUUACGAACCAAUCGUCCGGAGAUAGGAAGGAUCUUGAGCCUGCCGUCCGCGUCGUUGAAGAAGACAAAGGCGAUUGGGAGACUCUUGCUGCCGAUAGUCAAAAAGGUCGGGGGUCGCUUGAUAGCAUCGCCGACUACAGCAGCAGUGAAGGCACUCGAAAUAGUCUAGGUCUCGGCUCAAAAGGCUCGCUUCCGUCUUGGGCGAAGCAAAAUCACUCUCAAGGUGGUUCACAUUACAGCCACCCAAGCCCUCUGCGGACACAUCCCCAUCCGUUCGGUUCAUCGCCACCGGAUCUAGAAACACGCGCUAGUGUUCGAACAGCACCUGAGGCUUCUUCCCCUCCUCUGGCUUCUAGCCCUCCAGCCUCAUCGACGGUCCCUUUAUUCCGAUUUUCCGUUCGACCCGAGGAAAUCCUAGGCCGCGGUGCUGUCGAAGAGCCAUAUGCCUUCACACCUUGGGCAGAUCCCUAUGCUUUUAGCGACAAAGAGACGCAGGAACUGCUGGCUUCAGGUCCCAAUGAUAAGAUCAUUAUAGAUGAUGAGUUUGGUGUUCCUAAUCCAUCAAAUCGUGUUAGCUACAAGCAGGGAGGUCGUGCGAUCGCACCAAUUUCUAAUGAGAGCGUGUUCGAUAGCCCUAUUGGUUUGGAGCGCGAGAACACAUUCGAGAAGUUCUCCGUUGUUGGACCUAAAGGUAAUCUCACAGGUACACCAAAAGGAACCGGCAUGCAUGAGACUGGCAGUAGCGUCGCAGACACUAGCAGCCCCGGGCUGAAGCUGAGUUCGAGCAUUGGCCGCCAAAGCUUCCGCUCCGACUACACUGGCUUCUACGCAUCUCCUUUUCCAGCAACUGGAAGUGUGACCCGAAUCUGUGACUCUCAGCCUCCACCCGAGCCGCCACAUGAACGGACACCUUCGCAGAUUACUCUCUUCCCGAGUGCAUACAGUUUGGAGCCGGCUCAAGAGAGUUCUCCACUUGCAGCCGCGAACCAUCGCCAACCCUUACGAUGCUCUACGACGUUCCAGCGUACACGCCGUGCGAGCCGUGCUGCAGUACCGGGCCAGACGAAAUUGAGACAAAUGGUCCUCGCGCCUGAAGGCCGAGCUACUAUGUCUAGUCAGGAUACUCAUUUCGCUCGCUUCGUGAAUGGCAGUGGACGUCCAUCUACGAGCGACACCAACACGCCGUUACGUUCAACGCGUCUCAGCAUUGACACUUACCCGGCUAUCGCUCGGACUGUCAUUGCUCACGAACACUCACCUCACCUACUCUGCCCAGAGCGAGAGGUCAACCCCGAAGACGAGGCACGCCGACGCAAGCUGUCAUGGUAUAUUCUUGCUGUUUUCUGCCUUCUACCGCCUUGUAUCUUUCUCUUUCGCACGUGGGGAGAUUCGAUCAUGAUUUCGCUCACAGAGGGUCGACUGGGUCACUGCACGCCACAGUCUAAGAGGGCUGCGCUGAUUGCUGGUAUAUGUAUCAAUGUCGGUCUUAUUACAGCAAUUUCGGUUCCGAUCCUUGUGGCACAUGCGCUGAAGGCUGUGUGA
Messenger RNA from Cucurbitaria berberidis CBS 394.84, 4098 nucleotides. RefSeq lists its product as uncharacterized. The record is from RefSeq and is a predicted model, not a curated record. The transcript is spliced from 2 exons. NCBI's taxonomy places the organism in Eukaryota, Fungi, Ascomycota, Dothideomycetes, Pleosporales, Cucurbitariaceae. The coding region runs from base 1 to 4098 and encodes 1365 amino acids.